AUGUCAGAGAUUACUAAUGACGAAGACAUUCUAGGCAUGUCAACUGUAGCUAAUGGAGGUGAAAGAGUAAUUGAACUGUAUGCUAUCUCCAACAAUGAUAUUGAAGAUUUCAUGAAGGCUGGGUUGGAGGAAGUGAGAAAGGGCGUUGAAGUUGAGUGUGAAGUGGAUAGGGACUAUGAUGAGGACGAAGACAACGAUUAUGUAUGUUCUGAAGAAGAUCUUAGUGAUGGUGACAAUGAUCAGUUUGAAGAAUAUGUAAAUCAAGAUGUGGAAGCUGACAUGGGUGGCUUUAAAAUUGGAAAUGGACAGCCUGAAGUAGUUGAAGAAGAAGUUGAGUAUGUGGACUCUGAUGACCGCAAGAGUAUAGUAAGUUCAGAUUCAGAUGAUGGGUACCAAGUUGAGGAGUUUCGGGUUGAUCAAGACAUGGAGGCACCUACUUUUGUUGCUUCCCAAAAAUUCAGCAUCUUUGUAGUUCUGAAAGAAGCAAUAAAGCAGCAUGCUUUAUAG
Molecule: messenger RNA, 507 nt
Organism: Linum trigynum
Lineage: Eukaryota; Viridiplantae; Streptophyta; Magnoliopsida; Malpighiales; Linaceae
Source: the annotation of a GenBank genome assembly